AAAGAAGAGAGCAAGCGACCACGAGGAACCUUACGACGCUUGAUUCUUCUUCUUAUUCUUCAAGACCUGUGUCGUCCUUAUUCUUUGACUACCAAAAGUGCCAUGGAAAGGUCUUGCGGCAUCGAGCUCUCGCAGGUUGCCCCGUUCGAGACCGCCAUAAAGUACUAGUACGCUAGCCUAGCCAAGCCCCUGGCUCAGACCCAGAAUCCCGGAAUCCCAAAAUGGCUGCACAAAUACCGACCUCCUCCAUCAUUGGCGCGGGCGUGACCAAAAACAAGGGCCCUCGCGCCUGUACAACAUGUGCAAGAGCAAAAUCCCGCUGCCGUCCCGGGCCGGUCCCUUCAGCCUGUGAACGCUGCCAUCGGCUCGAGAAGCCAUGUUCUUCUCAAACCCCAGCCCCGCCGCGCAAGCGGAAGGAGACGAGGCCCAACAGGAUGGCCGAGCUGGAGCGCCGGCUGCAGGACCUCACCAGCAAGCUCCAGCCCGUCGUGGACGCACGGCAGCAGCAGCAGCAGCAGCAGCAGCAGCAGCAACAGCACCACGGCGACCAACAGCUAUCGCCGCCCGUGUCUACCCCGGACACCACAGAGGACCAGCUGCCAGUUCCGGCAACCUCCAAGAGGGCCACUAGCAUCAGCUCUGGGGGUCUGCUCCACCUGCUACCCGGCAUCGGCAUCACAGUCGACUCGGCGGUGGAGUCGGACUACGGAUCUACCAGCUCCGCCUCGUCCCCGGGCCGCGGCCGCAGUAGCGCCUCGGCUCACACGCCCGUUCCUCCAUCUUCCGGGCCGACGCCGGCGCCGGCACCGGGCGAAAAGUCGGUGUGGCUGAACCCGACCGAGGCCGCCUUCCUCCUGAGGGAGUACCACGAGCACAUGCAGCACCUGUUCCCCUUCGUCGUCGUGCCCGCGCACGUGAGCUCCGACGAGCUGCGGCGGCAACGGCCCUUCCUCUGGAAGGCCGUCAUGACCGAGGCCUGCCACAUGGACGGGCGCCGCCAGACGGCCAUGGGCCACCAGGUGCUGACCGAGAUGGCGGCCGCCACCAUCACAGCGUCAGCGUCAGCGCAGACGCUGGACCUGCUGCAGGGCAUCCAGCUCCUGCUGGCCUGGUUCAACUUUGGCAUGACGAGCUUCCAGAUCACGAACCUGCUCUUCCUCGCCCGCUCGCUCUGCUUCUCGCUCGGCCUGGGCGAGCCGCAGGGUAGCGGCGGUGGCCCGCUGACGUCGGCGAGGCUGGAGGAGAUGCGGGCGUAUGCCUGCACGUACUAUCUGGUGACCUUAACAUUUACGUCCAACAAGAAGCCGGAUGCGCUCAUGGGCACGUCGCACAUCGACGCCUGCUGCGAGGCCAUCCAGUCCAGGAUGGAGCACCCCACCGACCAGCUCCUGCUACAGCUCGUCAGGGUCCAGCAGCUCAUCCAGUCCAUCCACCUGGCGCUCGUCCCCUUUGCCCAAAGCGCGCACGCCAGGGGCAACACCACCACCCUGCCGCCCGGCACGCCACCCCUGGGCGUCGUGGUGAGGGACUUCCAGCGGCGGAUCGCCGAGUUCGAGCAGAGCGUCCCGGAAGACCUAACGGACCACCCGGGCCUCAGGAGCCACAUCACCGUCGCCCACAUCCAGCUCUACGAGAUCAGCCUCAACGAACUGCCGCGUCCGCCGCCGCCGCCGCCGCCGCCGCUCCCGGACCGCCCCGGCUUCGAUACCACCGCGCUUGCCCACCAGGUGGCGGCGGCGGCGGCGGCGGCGGCCGACGAGCCAGAAGAACGGCUCGAGCUCCUCUGGCUGUGCCUCGACGCGUGCCGACGGUACAUGGCCUUCCGGUUCAGCGGCGGGGGCGUCCCGCCCGCGCGCAACCCGCGCCCCCACACCGUCUGCCUGUCGGCGUCGCUCGACUUCGUCGUCGCCAUGAUCACGUCGCUCAAGCUCUGGAUGCUGCAGGCGCCGCCGCCCGGCUGGGACCGCGCGUCGGCGCGCAAGGGGCUCAACCUCGAGGUCAUGGCCGACCACAUGAUCGAGGAGCUGCGCGAGGCCGUACUGGAUCGGCAGUGCACCAUCGCCGGGUACUUUUCUGGUGGCGAGGGAGGAGGAGGAGGAGGAGGAGGGCGGCAGGUGCCCCAAGACGACGACGGGGGCGGCGGCCCGCUAGACCUGUUCGAGACGCUCCGCCAGCGCAUGGUGUUCAUCCGCACCGCGCUGCUCAGCGAGGCGCGGGACUCUGCCCGGGACGCGCAGGCCGCCGCCGCCUCGGCCCGCGCGGGCCCGUCGGUUGGUGGUGGUGCGAGUGACGCUACUACUACUGCUGCUCGGUGCGCGUACGAGGGGCAGGGCCAGCAGGACCAAAGUACCGGCCAGCGGCUCGAACAAGACAGGCAGGUGCUGCAGCAAGAUGAACAACAGCAGCAGCAGCAACAAGAGCAACUAGAACUGCUGCCCCCGCACGUCCCCAUGGCGGAUCUGGACUUGGAUAGCUGGGCGGCAAAUCUGUUUAUCGGAGAGGAGGACUGGGAUCCCUCGACCAUGAUGGUGUUUGACUGGUCGACGUAGCAGCCGUUGUCAGCUGUUUAUUUGUUUUGUAUCAUUUUGUGGCGUUUUGCAGCGUCUGGGUUUUGGGAGCCAAGUUGGGGUUUUGCGGUUUGACGGCGCCAUUGAUGUUUAUUACGGGACCAGAACCAGGACAUCAAACGUCUUGUCGGUUUUGUUCCGAGAACAAAUUCCACUCAGCAGGCAGGAAUAGACACACACACCUUUUUGACACUGACAUUGACACCGACGGCAUUGCAAGGCUCGUCC
This is a messenger RNA of Gaeumannomyces tritici R3-111a-1, 2795 nucleotides long. RefSeq lists its product as hypothetical. NCBI's taxonomy places the organism in Eukaryota, Fungi, Ascomycota, Sordariomycetes, Magnaporthales, Magnaporthaceae. Gene Ontology annotation, cellular component: nucleus. The record is from RefSeq and is a predicted model, not a curated record. Gene Ontology annotation, molecular function: transcription cis-regulatory region binding; DNA-binding transcription factor activity, RNA polymerase II-specific; zinc ion binding. Gene Ontology annotation, biological process: regulation of DNA-templated transcription. The coding region runs from base 222 to 2549 and encodes 775 amino acids. The transcript has 3 exons.